Molecule: messenger RNA, 1200 nt
Organism: Venturia canescens
Lineage: Eukaryota; Metazoa; Arthropoda; Insecta; Hymenoptera; Ichneumonidae
Product: odorant receptor 43a-like
Exons: 5
Coding region: 1-1131 (376 amino acids)
Biological process (GO): sensory perception of smell; detection of chemical stimulus involved in sensory perception of smell
Cellular component (GO): plasma membrane
Molecular function (GO): olfactory receptor activity; odorant binding
Source: RefSeq, a predicted model, not a curated record
AUGGUACGUCAAGUGAGUCUCGAGGAAGCAUUCAACUUUACGAGAUUGAGCGUUCGUCUCGUGUGUACUUGGCCACCAUCGACGACAGCAACGAAAUCCAAAAUCAUUCAGGAGAAUGUAGCCUGGUGGAUUUCGUUUUUAAGCGUCUUUUGCCUCUUGAUCCCACUUUUGGCAUCGAUCCAAAAAUACUAUUCGGAUCCGAUCGUUCUUACGCAAACGAUGUGUUUCUGUUCUGCUUGUGCAACGAUCAUUAUGAAAACCCUGGUUUUGAGAAUAAAUCGAGAUGAAUGUCAGUACAUGAUCAGCGAGAUGGAAGAGUUUGUAAAAACUUGUGAAAGUCACGAGCGACGAGUGCUCCAAAGUUACGUCGACAAAUUAUGGAUGUUUCACGGGAUAAUUUCGUUCAUGAAUUAUCUCGCGUCCGUACCAGUGAUUUUCGGUCCAUUCGUUUUCCCUGAUCAAGCGAUGCCGACUGCCGCGAUCUACCCGUUUUCCAUCGAAUCCGGAGUCCUCAUGUACCUCGUUUUCAUCCACCAGUCCAUCGUGGGACUUCAGACCUCAGCAGCUCUUACGAUCGAUUGUCAAAUGGCAGUGAUCAUGUGGUUCGCUGGUGCGAGGCUCGAAAUUCUUGCUCAGGAAAUCAGUGACUCUCCCAACGUCAAAGAGUUUCGCUCGUUCGUCAAAAAGCAUCAACGACUCGUGGCCUACGCCGAACGAGUGUCCGGCACCAUGUGCUACACUGCGCUCAUCACUACAGUCGUUUCUGGUGUCGCUUCUAUCAUGUGCUGCAUGCAGUUUGUUGGUAAUCAACCAUUGAUGGUCCAAAUGCAGUUUGGUCCCGUAACGAUCGUUGGUUUAACAAAUCUCAUGAUCUGCACUUGGCCGGCAGAAAACAUGAUAAAAGUCUGCAAUCUGAUCGGAACUGCUGUUUACAACGCUCCGUGGUUUGACAUGUCACCAGAACAGACGAAAGACAUUGUCAUGAUAUUACAGAGAUCGCAGCAACCUGUUCAAGUUUCCAUCGGUGGUUUCCUUCCCGCACUUUCCUUUCGGUUUUACUCCUCGUUUUUGUCGACUGUGUUUUCCUACUUCACGACUCUUCGGCUGGUCAUGUCGGGUGAUGAGAAAUAAUUCGUUGACUCAGUGUCCUGACGCCUCUUGAUCGACUUUUUCUACUUUGUAGACUUUGAUACUACGAAA